UUGCAAUAAAAUAUCGUGACAGGAAAGAUAGUGUAAAAGAUAAAAAGAGGGAGCUGUAUUUUCAUUAUUUUUUCGAUAAUUUUGAGAAAUGCAGCACGAUGAGGUCAUUUGGUCCGUGAUUAACCAUGGCUUUUGUUCAUUUAAAGUGAAAACAGAGACGAACACUUUCUGUCGAAAUGAAUAUAAUGUGACGGGAUUGUGCAAUCGACAGUCGUGUCCUCUUGCUAACAGCAGAUAUGCAACUAUCAGAGAGGAAAAAGGUAUUUGUUAUCUCUACAUGAAAACCAUUGAACGAGCGCAUUCACCUGCCAAGUUGUGGGAGAAAAUCAAACUGAAUAAGAACUAUGAAAAAGCAUUGGAACAGAUAGAUACUAACUUAGUCUAUUGGCCUAAUUUUAUGAUUCAUAAAUGUAAGCAACGAUUCACUAAGAUCACACAGUACCUUAUAAGAAUGAGAAAACUACAGUUAAAGACAAGACCAAAACUUGUAACAAUAAACAAGAAAGUUGAAAGGCGUGAGAGAAAAAGAGAAUCAAAAGCAUUGGUUGCCGCUCAGCUGGAUAAAUCUAUUGAAAAAGAACUUUUGGAAAGAUUAAAGAAAGGAACGUAUGGAGACAUUUAUAAUUUUCCAAGUACUGCAUUUGAAAAAGUCAUGGAAGACCAGGAACAGGUUGAUGUUGAUGAAGAUGAGGAGGAAGAAACAGAGGAAGAGGAUAAAGUAAAGUAUAUAGCCGAUGAAGAUUUUGAAGAAAGCGAUUUGAGUGAUAUUGAAGAUUUCGAAGAAGAGGAGAAAGAAAAUGAACUGGAUGACACAGACAUUCUGAAAUCAUUUGGCAAGAAAGCAAAAGUUGAAAUAGAGUAUGAGAUGGAAGAAGAGCCAAGAAAACGAUUAAAAACAGCAUAAAUAAUUUUUUGAAUUUUUAUUGAGAUAGUUUUUUAGGAUCAAAGAUCUCUCUAUUUUCAGCAAAUCAACAGUAGUUUGGUGAUGAAAACAGGUCAACUGUUUCAUUGGAUCCUGACUCAUUCCAAGUUUUUCUUCUCAAGAGGAAAACAUGAAUCAGUUAUAAUUAGGUAUUAUAUUAGAUCCCAGUAAACUAGUUCUGUCCAUUGGUUCUAAA
This is a messenger RNA of Xenia sp. Carnegie-2017, 1118 nucleotides long. RefSeq names its product protein MAK16 homolog. The record is from RefSeq and is a predicted model, not a curated record. The transcript is spliced from 10 exons. Gene Ontology annotation, cellular component: preribosome, large subunit precursor; nucleolus. Gene Ontology annotation, biological process: maturation of LSU-rRNA; maturation of 5.8S rRNA. The coding region runs from base 89 to 904 and encodes 271 amino acids. NCBI's taxonomy places the organism in Eukaryota, Metazoa, Cnidaria, Anthozoa, Malacalcyonacea, Xeniidae.